UGACGACCCUCAAAGACGCAUCAACUUGAAGGUUAAUAUACUUCUUGUUUAUCCUUGAUGUUGGAUCUUUGCAUUUUUCAUCUAGUUUGCUGAAUGAGUCACUGUGACCAAGAGACUUUAAAUGUGGAACAAACAGAAUUUACAGUUGGUGAUGUUGUAUAUGUCGGUCCUGGGACCCAGCGGAUAGGUAAAAUAGAAUUCAUCGGAGAAACGCAGUUUGCCAGUGGAGUGUGGAUUGGUGUAAAUUUAUUUUCACCUUGUGGAAAGAAUGAUGGUUGUGUCGAUGGUGUGACGUAUUUCACUUGUAGUCCAUUGCAUGGAAUAUUUUCUAAGCGUGGUAAUGUCAGACUUGCACCAAACCCUCUACUUGAGGAAUCCUGCUCAAAAGUUGGUUCAACAAUUCCUGAUAAAGCGCCAGACAAUCAAUCAAAACAAAACAGCGUUUUAGAUGUCGAUAGUGUCUGUUCAUCCAAGGUGUCUCUAGUGAACUCUCCUGCCUGUGCAUCUGGGCGAAAUACUUUGCAAAUCGGUGAUCAUGUUCAGGUUUCUGGAGGUCGAAUCGGUAUCCUCAGAUAUCUUGGGCCCACAGAGUUUGCUGUUGGUGAAUGGGCUGGUAUUGAGUUGGAUAGCCCUAUUGGGAAAAACGAUGGCUCAGUUUCUGGCGUACGAUAUUUUACUUGUAAACCGAAUCAUGGCUUGUUUGCAGCCGCUAAUAAAGUUGUACCUGCCGGUAGUAAGGAUGAAUUUCGCACAUCUGGUUUUGAUGCAUCAAAAAACAGUCAAACUCGCCGGAGUCAAGAAUCGUUACUAUCCUAUUCAUCCAAUUUGAGUUCAGUAUCUCGCUCUUAUCGUCUAAAUCAAGUUAAUAAUGGAUUACAGAGUCGUAAUGGUGUAGCUGGUAACCGAAGACCGAUAUCAUCAAUGAACACUCCAAAUCGUCGAGAAUCUACAUCUAAUUUACAAACACUACAGCGUCUUGUCAAGGAAAAAGAAGCGCAUAUCGAGCAACUUUUACAAGAACGUGAGAUGGAACGUUCUGACCUAGCUAAAGUUACUUUAGAAAGAGAAAUGGCUCAAGCUGAAACAUUGAAUCAGCAAGCUGUGAUACAGCAAUUGAACCAACAAUUAGAAAAUAUGGAAGCUGUUCUUCAACAUUUACGCGAUGAACAUGAGCAAACAACAAUUAAGCUACAUGAAGAACGAAAAAAUCUUGAAGAUUUACAAUUUCGAAUAGAAGAAGAAAACAUUGACAAGAGCACGACUGAAUCACAGAAUGCAGACGAUGAAUCAAAAAUAUUUGAACUGGAAGAAGCUUUAAUGUCAGCUCGUGAAACGAAUGAACGUAUGGAAUUAGAAUUAAAUAAAUUACGAGUAGAAUUAAAUGAUCUUUUACAAAAACAAACGAAUGUGUCAAAUCAAAGUGAUGAAAACAAAUCUCAAAUUCAGGGAAAACCAUCUCUCCAAUUCACUGGGCUUGUAUCUGAGACAUCUAUUACUCCAACUGAAAACGAAGGCGAGUCUUUCCAAAAUGAAUGUGAACGGUUGCGCAAUUUGUUGGCUGAGCGUCAGGCUGAAGCAGAAAUUAUGCUAAAGCAUCAAGCUGAAACAAUUGAGUCAUUAACGGUUGAGUUUAAUGGACAAGUUGAAAAAUUAAAUUGUCAGUUGCAGAACUCUUCAAAUGAAAUUCAAGCAUUCAAAAACGAGAAUAAUUUACUGAAACAACAGAAUAAUGAACUAGUCCUAAGUUUAAAGAGUCAAAUUGAUCAAUUAAAUAAACAACUGACAGAACAAGAAAAAAUUGCUAAUGAAAAAUUAUGCAUGUUUGAAAAUCGGAUUAAAGAGUUGAAUCACUUAUUAGAAGCAGAGAAAACUAAAUCAACUUCAUCUUCUAAUCAGUCCCAGAUGACCAGUGAAAAUUUGAACAAACUAAAAGACCAACAAAAUAAAACUAUGCAAGAGUUAACUGAUUAUCAGAAUAAUGUUUUAUCGGCUGCCGAAUCAUUUCAUUCUGUACAAAUAGAAGAAGUGAAUAAUUUACAAUUAAUUAACGAAAUCAAUAAUGAUGAUGUUGAUGCUGUUACUAAUCAAGAGACUAUUCAGUUAUUAUUGGAAAAACUUAAAGUACAAGAAGAACUAUUCAAUGAACAAAAAGAUCAAUUGCUUAAUAUUCAGCUACAAACUAUAGCACUGAAUCAAGAUAAAGAGAAUUCUAACAAUAAACUUAAUGAGGUUGAAAUUUAUUUAAAUAAAUUAAAAAUAGAAUUGAAUGAAUCUAGAAUAAAACAAGAAGAAUUAAUUACUGAAUUAAAUAGUGCCCAUUUGAAACGUGAUCAAUUAGUUGAAGAUAUUUCUAAAGUUCUAGGUGAUUUAUCUUUAACUGGAAAUGCAGAGAAUUUAUCAACAAUUUUAUGUAACCGUAUUAAUGAUUUAAAAGAACAAAUAUCCGGACAGGAAAAAGUUCGUCAAGAUUUGGAAAAAUAUUGUCAAACACUAGAAAGUGAGCGUAAUGAUCUUGAGAGUGAGCUGACAAGAGUCAAUGUGACUUUGAAAAAUUCCAGCGAAAUACAAAUGGAUAAUUCAACCUUGAAAGAAGAACUUGAUAAUGCACGACAAAAGAUGUUUUCAUUAGAGAAAAGUGCUUCUAAUGCAUUUAGUCAACUUGAAAUCAAAUCGAAUGAAUUACAAACUAUUCAAUCACAGUUGGAUAAAGUUCUAAAUGAACAAAUGGAGCUUGAGAAAGUACACAACCAUACCAUAACAGCUUUAGAAUCUGAGAAACAAGUAUUGUUGGAGCGAAUUAAAGAGGCAGAAAAUCGUUUACUUGAACACCAACCAAAUUCGUCAACUGAGCUUACAAAUCAAUGUGGACAGUCUGAUAUAAACCGAUUAAUUGAAGAAAAGGCUUCAACUGAAUCACAAGUGAAUUUUCUCAAUUCCAUCAUUGUUGAUCUACAUGCUAAAAAUGCUGAACUAGAAUCUCGUGUACGAGCAAUGCUUGUCGGAACAGAUGAACAACUAGACUUACCUUCUAAUAAACAUAUCAAAUCACGUAAUCCACCACCUACACGUCUAUGGUGUGAUAAUUGUCUUGUAUUUGAUAGUCAUGAUACAAAAGACUGUUCACAGACAAAUGGGAAUAAUCACCCACAUCAACAUUAUACCACUAAUGGUAUGAUUAAAAACUCAAUAAUCCAUGAUGAAAUCCCUAGAAAGUCAUCUUUAAAAAACUUUCAUAAAAUUUCUAAACAGAAUUCAUCUGUAACAACAAUAAAUCGUUUAUACUGUGACAAUUGUGGUAUAUUUGAUGAUCAUAUAACUGAGAAUUGUACAGAUACACAAACAUUUUAAAAUUAAUCGAAUAACAUUAUGAUUAUAUGUUAAACGAAAUGUAAAUCUCUUUGUAUCCAUGUGUUUAUUGCUGUCGACCUUUUCUUGUUCUCCAGUCUUCUGUUUUUACCAAACUCUCAUUUGUUCCUGUUAAUCUUCCUGUCUUGUUUUCUUAGACACAUUUCGCUUAUCUUUUUUGUUUGGGAUGGCUGAUUUAGUAAAUAAUUUAUUUCACUUGAUUAUAUUUAUAAUGCAAGAUGCUAAACAUUCGACUAUUGUUGGUCAAUUGAAAAGAGAGAAAGUGGGGAAGUGCCUUAUCCUGUUGUAAUGAUUUACUAAGAGGAAACUAAUAUUACUAUUAUCAUUGUUCUCUUCUAUAUUAUUAUUAUUAUUAUUAUUAUUAUUAUUAUUAUUAUUAUUAUUAUUAUUA
Messenger RNA from Schistosoma intercalatum, 3757 nucleotides. Lineage: Eukaryota; Metazoa; Platyhelminthes; Trematoda; Strigeidida; Schistosomatidae. The record is from the annotation of a GenBank genome assembly.